AUGAUUCUCAACCAUUUCCUCCUCGCCGCCCUCUUCACUCUGGGCUCAGUCGUCGCCAAUCCGGUGCCCAGCCUCGAGAAUGUCGAGCUCGAGGCCAGAGACCUCGACAUGAGCCACGGGGCAGAGCUCUUUACCCGCGACGAGCCCGAAGGAGCCCUCUUUGCCCAGGUCGCCACCGCCACCACCGCCACCACGGACACCACGGACACCACGGACAUCACGGACAUCACGGACAUCACGGACACCAUCACGGACACCACCAUCACCACCAUGGACACCACGGUCACCAUCAUGGACACCACGGACACCAUCACGGACAUCGUCACGGGCACCAUGGACACGGCCACCGCCACCACUAAAGCAAUGCCGCCCAGGGCCAGAAGUGCAGCCGCAUCUUCUAGGUACUAG
This is a messenger RNA of Hirsutella rhossiliensis, 408 nucleotides long. RefSeq lists its product as uncharacterized. The transcript has 2 exons. The record is from RefSeq and is a predicted model, not a curated record. The coding region runs from base 1 to 408 and encodes 135 amino acids. Lineage: Eukaryota; Fungi; Ascomycota; Sordariomycetes; Hypocreales; Ophiocordycipitaceae.